Messenger RNA from Cricetulus griseus (Chinese hamster), 1600 nucleotides. RefSeq names its product EGF containing fibulin extracellular matrix protein 2 (gene Efemp2). NCBI's taxonomy places the organism in Eukaryota, Metazoa, Chordata, Mammalia, Rodentia, Cricetidae. The record is from RefSeq and is marked provisional. Gene Ontology annotation, molecular function: calcium ion binding.
CUCGGCCCCCAACUCUGGAAGGCUCCGGUGCUCCCAGCACAGUUCUGAGACAGCCGGGAAUCCAGUGUCCCCUUCCUGAUACAGGGAAUAGGGGGUGUCGUGGCAGAGGCCCCUGACCCCUGCCCACUACCUCCCAGCCCCAGGAUGCUCCCUUUUGCCUCCUGCCUUCCCGGGUCUUUACUGCUCUGGGCGCUCCUGCUGUUGCUCUUGGGAGCAGAGUGGUCACUGGACUUGGUCCCCUUCCAGGAAUGUACAGAUGGCUAUGAGUGGGACGCAGACAGCCAGCACUGCCGGGAUGUCAACGAGUGCCUGACCAUCCCCGAGGCCUGCAAGGGCGAAAUGAAAUGCAUCAACCACUAUGGGGGCUAUUUGUGUCUGCCUCGAUCUGCGGCUGUCAUUAAUGAUCUACAUGGCGAAGGCCCUCCACCACCAGUGCCCCCUGCUCAACACCCCAAUCCUUGCCCACCAGGCUAUGAACCUGAUGAACAGGAGAGCUGUGUGGAUGUGGACGAGUGCGCCCAGGCUUUGCAUGACUGUCGCCCUAGCCAAGACUGUCAUAACCUGCCUGGUUCCUACCAAUGCACCUGCCCUGAUGGUUACCGAAAAAUUGGGCCCGAAUGCGUGGACAUAGACGAGUGUCGCUACCGAUAUUGCCAGCAUCGAUGUGUGAACCUGCCAGGCUCUUUUCGCUGCCAGUGUGAGCCAGGAUUCCAGCUGGGUCCUAACAACCGUUCUUGUGUGGAUGUGAAUGAGUGUGACAUGGGAGCCCCAUGUGAGCAACGCUGCUUCAACUCCUAUGGGACCUUCUUGUGUCGUUGUAACCAAGGCUAUGAACUGCACCGGGAUGGCUUCUCCUGCAGUGAUAUCGAUGAGUGCAGCUACUCCAGUUACCUCUGCCAGUAUCGCUGUGUCAAUGAGCCGGGCCGCUUCUCCUGUCACUGCCCACAAGGCUACCAGCUGCUGGCCACAAGGCUCUGCCAAGACAUUGACGAGUGUGAAACAGGUGCACACCAGUGUUCUGAGGCCCAAACCUGUGUGAACUUCCAUGGGGGCUACCGCUGUGUGGACACCAACCGUUGCGUGGAGCCCUAUGUCCAAGUGUCGGACAACCGCUGCUUCUGCCCUGUCUCGAACCCCCUGUGUCGAGAGCAACCUUCAUCCAUUGUGCACCGCUACAUGAGCAUCACCUCAGAGCGAAGUGUGCCUGCAGACGUGUUUCAGAUCCAGGCAACCUCCGUCUACCCUGGUGCCUACAAUGCCUUUCAGAUCCGUGCUGGAAACACGCAGGGGGACUUCUACAUUAGGCAAAUCAACAAUGUCAGUGCCAUGCUGGUCCUUGCCAGGCCAGUGACAGGACCCCGGGAGUAUGUGCUGGACCUGGAGAUGGUCACCAUGAACUCUCUUAUGAGCUAUCGGGCCAGCUCUGUACUGAGACUCACCGUCUUUGUGGGAGCCUACACCUUCUGAAGGAGACCCUCAGGGAAGGGCUGGGUGGGGCCCCCCUCUUUCUCCCUCUCAUAGCUUAAGGAGCCUGGGGUUGAGGGGUGACUGUUCUGCUUAAAGAGACAAUGAUGUGAAGGACAAUAAAGGGAGAAAGGAG